CUUUUAACGAAAUACUGCUUACAACUAAGUAAUUUUCCCGUCCCGAUGACUUCAUCAUAACGAGGUUUGCUGUAAUGUGUGCAAAAUAUAAAAUAGUGUGGCCCGUGUGCGUGCGUGCAGGUGUCUCGUUGAGACUCAGCGUCAAGGCCGAGGAAGUGGCCGGCUUCUACGCAUGCAUGCUUGAACGUGACUACACGUCCCACAAGGCGUUCAACGAGAAUUUCUUCCGCGACUGGCGGAAGUGCAUGAAUCGCAAGGAAGCGACGCUCAUCACCGACCUGAGGAAGUGCGACUUCGGGGAGCUCAGCGCACACUACAGGCGAAAGGCGGAAGAUCGAAAGGCUGCAACGAAGCAGCAAAAACAGGCCAGUGUGCGCACGCUACACGCAAUCCUCCGCGAGUACGGCUACUGCAUCGUUGACGGCCACAGGCAGAAGAUCGCCAACUUCAAGAUAGAACCACCCGGAUUGUUUUGCGGUCGUGGACAACAUCCCAAGAUGGGCAUGGUGAAACGCCGUGUUCUGCCUGAAGACGUCAUAAUCAACAUUGGAAAGGAAGCGCCGGUGCCGAAGCCACCGCGGGGACACAGCUGGAAAGAAGUGCGCCACGACCGCAGCGUCUCCUGGUUGGCCUCGUGGAACGUCCUGGGCCGCACCAAGUACGUCACGCUCAACGCCAGCGCCAAACUGCGGGCGGAGAUGGACGUGCGCAAGUACGAGCUCGCCCGCAAGCUCAAGUCCCACGUGCCACGCAUACGGCGCAGCUACGCCAACGGGUGGGAGUCGCGAGACGUUAGCGUCCGUCAGCGGUCCGUGGCGCUCUACUUCAUUGACAAGCUUGCGUUGAGAGCCGGGAACGAGCAGGAAGAGGGCGCCACUGCCAACACCGUCGGCUGCUGCUCUCUGCGAGUGGAGCACAUCACACUACGCGAACUCGAGACAGACAGCAAGGACGGCCAGUUCAUGGUGGAGUUCGAUUUUCCCGGAAAGGACUCCAUCCGAUACGCGAACACAGUUCGGGUGGACGAGCGCGUCUUCCGGAACUUGGAGCUUUUCAUGGAACACAAAGGGCCCAAGGACGACCUCUUCGAUUUGCUCACUACUGCUACCCUGAACAGACAUCUCAACAAACUCAUGGAAGGGCUAACUGCAAAGGUCUUUCGUACUUACAACGCUUCGAUGACCUUCCAAAAACAACUGGAUAUCCUGACUGAAGCCGGUAUGUCGCUACCUGAGAAGCUGCUGGCCUACAACCGAGCCAACAGAGCAGUCGCCAUUCUGUGCAACCACCGACGAGCUGUUCCUAAAAAUUUCGACAAGCAAAUGGAGAGAAUCCGAACAAUGAUAGAGAAGAAAGAAGAGCAGAUUCGAAAGUGCGAACUGGAAAUCGAACAGCUGGAAGCUGACUGCAGCAAAUCCAAGUCGCAAAAUGAAAAAUUGCGGUUGAAUCGCAAAGGGAAUCGGUUGCAGAAGCUCGAAGUGCAGCUGGACAAGUUGGAGCUGCAAGCCUUGGACAAGGAGGAGAACAAGGACGUUGCCCUCGUCACCUCUAAGCUCAAUUACAUCGACCCGAGAAUCAGCGUUGCAUGGUGCAAGACAUGGGAUGUCCCCAUCGAGAAAGUCUACAACAAGACGCAGCGAGAAAAGUUUUACUGGGCAAUAGAGACAGCUGACCCCAAUUUCGAGUUUUAGGGCCAAGGUCCACUUUCUUGCUUGUCAUAGCAAGAGAGUGUCGGAGCAGUGCUGGCAGCUUCAACUUCUGGCUGUUAGCCCACAACACAACUUCCAGAAGCUUAACUUCAGCAGCCACUAAUCGCUUCUUGGAAGGCAAAUCACAUCCAUAAUUUUUUACUGGCGUCUUGUUUCCGUAAGGAAGACAAGACCCCCCUCCUCGUAUUUCUGUGGUGCGUGAACAAGGGGUCAACAACCCAUAUGGGCUCAAGCAAUGUCAUUUUCACUCCAAGACAGAACCAGUGAUUUUGCAUAUUGAAUCUAAUCUUAUCGCGAACUCUCGCCUGACAAGCUUUGUCGAACCUUCCAAGCAGUACAGAUAUGCCUGUGAUUUCACUGCACAUGCUAAAUGCGAACCCUUCAUAACUGCCUUCACUCUUCCCUCCAGAUGUUAUUUAACCAGCCGAGAAGGAAACUGUGCAUCAACAAAUGUCCCAGUUCCGCCCUUCCAUUUUCAUAAAAUUAAAACAGCAUGCUUUCAUUUAUUCACAACUUACUGUCGCACUUGCACAAAAGGCAGUCGUGACAUAUGCACCAUGGGAAAUUGUUGACAGCGCUAGUGCAACUCAACCACCAAUAAAUGGCAUCUUGUUUGCACUUCGUUACACAUGCGUGUCACAACCUUAAUGAAAUGCCAAUAUAUCUGUCCUUUUCUGCAAAUGAAACUCUUAUGCAUCAUUAGCGUAGUAUCUUGGAAGUGAUGAGGUCUGGAAUGGUACGGUGCACUUCACUCGGCCUAGUGUUAUCACUACCGCCAGUAUAUAUUAUGUCUAUUACAGCAAGAAGGCCUUUCCUGGCGAACUCCAAUUAUUACUCCUGUCUUGCACCCGCUGACGCCAUCCCAUGCCUGCAAAUUCUCUACCAUCCUCAAUUGCAAUUCCCUUCCCUUAGAACCCAUUCUCUAACCCUAAUAGAACACCGGUCAUCUGCUUUGUGCAUUACACGGCUGUUAUUACAAUAGUACAUGUCCUUGGUUGCAAGGCCUCGAAGCUCUGGAGAGAACGUGCAAAAGUUUGCCAACCACAGUGUCAUAAGUGCCUAAAUCUCUGUGGCGACUAUGUGGAAGAGUUCAAAGGGUAUAUCUAGCUAGACCUUGCAUUAUAUCA
Dermacentor silvarum is the source of this 2836-nucleotide messenger RNA. RefSeq names its product DNA topoisomerase 1. Gene Ontology annotation, molecular function: DNA topoisomerase type I (single strand cut, ATP-independent) activity; DNA binding. Gene Ontology annotation, biological process: DNA topological change; chromosome segregation; DNA replication. Bases 75 to 1691 code for a protein of 538 amino acids. Gene Ontology annotation, cellular component: chromosome; nucleolus. The record is from RefSeq and is a predicted model, not a curated record. Lineage: Eukaryota; Metazoa; Arthropoda; Arachnida; Ixodida; Ixodidae. The transcript has 9 exons.